AUGAGCCUAUGGAAUGAUUUGCGAUUAUUUUUCACUCUUGUCAUUAUACUCGUAUUCAUUUUAAUUACAAUCCAAAGUCGUCGAUCAGAACUGAUUGCUCGGUUUGACUUUAUUUGGAAGCUUCAGGCAUUAGACGAAGGAAAAGAAAUGGAAAAAAGACAUGCGCAAAAUCGAGCUGUUUUAGAAAAUAUUUUGCCAGCGCAUGUUGCCGAAUAUUUCCUCAAAGAAAAUGAAAGGACUGAAUUGUACUCAGAAGCUCGAGAUAAUGCUGCAAUAGUAUUUAUUACAAUUACUGAAUUUGAUAAAUUUUAUAUGGAAUUGGAUGCUAACAAUGAGGGUGUUGAAUGUUUACGACUUCUUAAUGAGAUUAUCGCCGACUUUGAUAUGCAACUCAGUCGUGAUGAGUUUAAAUGCAUUGAAAAGAUCAAAACAAUCUCGACUACAUAUAUGGCAGCAUCAGGCUUAUUUGGUAUAGUAACCGGUUAUUCACAUGUUGUCGCCGUUGUAUUAUUUGCUAUUCGUCUUUUAGCCCUUAUACAAUAUAUCAAUGAACAUUCGUUUAAUAAUUUUAAUCUUAGGAUAGGGAUUAAUGUUGGUCCGGUGGUAGCAGGUGUUAUUGGUGUCAAGAAGCCACAUUAUGAUAUUUGGGGUAACUCGGUCAACGUUGCUAGCAGAAUGGAUAGUUCUGGUGUAGCGGGCAAAAUACAAAUAACGGAAGAAACGAAAAAUAUCUUAGAAAAAGAAGGCUUCGAGUUUGAAUGCCGUGGAAUAAUUAAUGUAAAAGGUAAAGGUGACAUGAAGACAUACUUCAUUAAAGUAUCAGAAGAAGACUUGAAUUUUGAUUUUAAUAAGAUCUGA
This is a messenger RNA of Brugia pahangi, 858 nucleotides long. NCBI's taxonomy places the organism in Eukaryota, Metazoa, Nematoda, Chromadorea, Rhabditida, Onchocercidae. The record is from the annotation of a GenBank genome assembly.